AUGUCUCAAAACCCUCAAUUUACUCACUCAGACCGGCUCGAGGUGAUUAAGGGUGACCAACCCUACAGCUCGAGCGCAAAGUCACUUGUUUCAUUACCUGCCGGAGCUCUCUUUGCCAAAAUGGCCUCCGCAACGGUUACGGAGCAACAUACAUAUACCAGUGUCGCAACGGGAAUUAACUCGCGUAUUGAAUUGAAUUCAGACCUCGUCUUCUGCAACCACUCCUGCGACCCAAGUCUAGUGUUUGAUAUGAAUCAACUCGAAGUGCGUGUGGUGGAUAAUCGACCCUUGGAGGUUGGGGGUGAUCUCACAUUCUUCUAUCCCAGCUCGGAGUGGGAUAUGGUGCAGCCUUUUCAAUGCGGAUGCGGUGCUGGGCCGAACAAAUGCCUGGGUUAUAUUAGCGGUGCAAAGCACCUGGACGCCGAGUCACUAAAUCGGUAUUGGUUAAAUAAUCACAUUCGGGAUCUGUUCGAUGAGCGAGAAAAGAAGCAGGAAGUUUCGCAGCCGGCAGUGGCAAAUGCUGUGGCUGUAUCGUCUUGA
Messenger RNA from Botrytis fragariae, 540 nucleotides. RefSeq names its product putative galactose-proton symport protein. NCBI's taxonomy places the organism in Eukaryota, Fungi, Ascomycota, Leotiomycetes, Helotiales, Sclerotiniaceae. The record is from RefSeq and is a predicted model, not a curated record. The transcript has a single exon. The coding region runs from base 1 to 540 and encodes 179 amino acids.